AUGGGCUGGUUUUGGGCAGACAAUCAGGCACGGCCGAGCGCGCAAAGAGUGCAGACGAGCGGCCAAGGCUGCCCGGUGAAGCAUCGCGACGAGAGCACGCCGGGUAUAGUGGCAGCGGGUGGAGCAGCGCAGGAGAAGGCUGCCUGUCCGGUCAUGCACGACAGCGGGGCGUUGAAUCCGCUGAACAACAUGCCAAACCUGUCGGCGCAUCGGCAGGCGUUCCAGAAGCUGGAGCUGCCUACGGAGCGGACGGUGAGUAGCAUCCCGAAGGGCAACACGGACGCGGCAGGCGAGGGGGAGUUCUGGGAGUACCCAUCACCACAGCAGAUGUACAACGCGAUGGUGCGGAAGGGCAAGAUUGACCCGUACACUGGCGAGGAGAUUCCGGAGGACGCGGUGGAGUCGAUGGUGUACGUGCACAACUACCUGAACGAGGGCUGCUGGGAGGAGAUCUUGGAUUGGGAGCGGCGGUACUCAGAGGCGGCCGCGGCACACCCAAAGCUGUUGCAGUUCAUGGGGAAGCCAUCGCAGCUCACGCCGCGCGCCCGCUGGUACCACUUGCUCGGGACCCUGUUCCCAAGCAAGUUUUCGGCGGAAUUGCCCUUCGACAGGCACGAUUGGACUAUCCUACGGCCGGACCCCGCGGCGUCCGAUCCUGAGCAUCCCGGCUACCGCAAGGUGCGCUAUGUAAUUGACUUCUACGCCGGGCCAGAUGAUGAGAACGGCCUUCCUACUUUCAACCUGGAUGUCCGGCCGGGAUUGGACAACGUGACAAAUGCGCGUGACAGAUUUUACCGCUGGGUGUCCCCAAUUUGGGACGAAUUCUUUCCUAACUGGAAGAAAUAG
Messenger RNA from Eremothecium gossypii ATCC 10895, 846 nucleotides. RefSeq names its product holocytochrome c synthase CYC3 (gene CYC3). Gene Ontology annotation, biological process: cytochrome c-heme linkage. Lineage: Eukaryota; Fungi; Ascomycota; Saccharomycetes; Saccharomycetales; Saccharomycetaceae. Gene Ontology annotation, molecular function: holocytochrome-c synthase activity. Gene Ontology annotation, cellular component: mitochondrion. The record is from RefSeq and is marked provisional. Bases 1 to 846 code for a protein of 281 amino acids. The transcript has a single exon.